AUGGCAUCCUCAUCUACAGGUAUGUAUGUAUCUGUAGAUUUUCAUUACAAUGGAUUCUUUUCGCCAAACCCAUUGGUGUACUUAGACCCCGUAAAAACAAAUGUACGUGAUGUGGAUUUUGGGGGAUUUACGUAUAAAGAGUUUCUUUUGUGGCUUACGAAAUUAACAAAUGGAGAAUGUGAUAAUGUCUACUACUGUAUGAGAAAGGAAAGCUUGUGUGAGGGUAUUAGAAGAAUCGACAGUGAUGCUGAUUAUUGGGAGUUUGUGGAGACUGUUUAUAGUCUGGAGAGUGAUAGUCUUGAGAGUGAGUUAGAUGUGUACAUUGACCACCGAAAUGAACCAAUUCUUGAUUGGGCUGAUAACGAGUUCUUAGAAGAUGAUGAACAUACUUUUGAUAAAACUGUUAGAGACCCAUUCUUGGACAAACUUUCAGGGCAUAUUAGUGAUGAUGAUGAAGAGGAAGCAAACAAUGGGAAACUUAAGGAUGUUAUGUUCCCUGUCCAUAAUGAGAAUCAAGAAUGGGAGCAAAUGGUGCCAGUUUUGGGUAUGAAGUUUUCUAAUCCAUUGGAAUUGAAGUUGUGUAUCACCAACUAUGCAGUCAAAAAUGGAUAUGAUUUAUGGUAUGAGAAAAGUGAUCAUGAAAGGUUAUUGGGAUUACUUGAGGCUGUGAAGGAAAGGGUCCCAGCAGCAGAGCAUAGGCAAUGUGCUAGGCACAUAUGUGCUAACUUCCUGAAAAGGUUUAAGGGCCAAGUGUUUAGAAAGCUUUUCUGGUAUGCUGCUGCAGCUACUACCCCUGCAAAAUUUGAACAACACAUGAAUGAAAUCAAGAAAUUAGAGCCACUAGCUUAUGACCAUUUGAUGGAAAGGGACCCUAAAACUUGGAGUAAAGCAUUUUUCAGACUGAUAGGGCUUGUGAUGCAUAUGAAAAUGGUAUCUCUGAGAGUUUCAACUCUGUGA
Molecule: messenger RNA, 957 nt
Organism: Lactuca saligna
Lineage: Eukaryota; Viridiplantae; Streptophyta; Magnoliopsida; Asterales; Asteraceae
Source: the annotation of a GenBank genome assembly